CUGAGAUGCAUACAUUUAACUUCUUAACUUCCUUCUCGUUAAGGAUAGGCUAAUGCGAAUAAGGAGUCGGGCAUAUAAAGGGUGGGAAACGGAAUGAAUUAUUCAAGAAAACAAGACAGCUUAUCAGCAAUAUAGAAGGUGUCGAAGUGUCCAUUUGAAGAAAUGAAAUUAAUAAUCUUCAUGUGCCUUGCCGCAUCAGCAGUUUGUCAGACAGAAGGCCUGACUGCUGAAGCUGUGAAUGAGACGGAAUAUGAAGUUGGUGUUGAAAUCAGGGACGAAGACGGGGAGCUUGUUUCACAGUCUGAUAUAUUUAUACACGAGGACUUUCAAGUGGAGAAGCCGGUGAACAUCAGCGUCUGUUUGAUCAAAGAGAUCAACGACACCAGCACAUGUUUCAAUGAGAAACCUUUAACCUUUGAACUUCCCUCAUCUAUCUGGGCUCAUUGUGAGGGUCGUGAAAUACGUAUACUGGAGGCAACAGAGUGUGAGGACGAUUUGGAAACAGAGCAGGGAGAAGAUGGUGCCGAUGAGAGCGAGCCUGGACUACGGAAGAAGCGGUUCUAUAACAGCUACGGUUCAUGCUGUCGAUGGCAGCCGUUUUACUAUACUCGGUAUUUCCUUUACUGUUGCCAGAGCAAUUGGUUCGGCUAUUGUUCGAGGAGGUGUAGAUAUUACGCAUCCUCCAUCAUUUGGACCAGAAGCUGCGUGUACGGAUACAAAUACGGCUACUAUUAAUUGCAAAAGGAUUGAUUUCAAGGUUGAUUGUGUACUUCCAUUCGAUAGUUUUGAUUAACAUGAGUUUUGUUUUACUUUUGUUUGUACCAAUGAGCAAUAUUGAUUCAUAUUGCAAUUUAAUUUACUGUUAUAUACUUUACCACAAACACUCUCUCUACAAACUCUAGAAACACAUUUAGCAAAACACCUUGUCCAAUUUAUUUAAACAGUGUAAUUGUUAGUUAUUGCUUAUAAAAUACGUCUUAUAAAUAUGUGUGGUCGUUGAAAUAAUUCGUUUGUCUUAUUGUUUCUAUCUUUGUUUGAUUAUGUUAUUUGCUCUUUUUUGAAAAUGCUCUGAUACAGAUAUAGUUACAAUGGU
Molecule: messenger RNA, 1093 nt
Organism: Mya arenaria
Lineage: Eukaryota; Metazoa; Mollusca; Bivalvia; Myida; Myidae
Exons: 6
Coding region: 163-735 (190 amino acids)
Source: RefSeq, a predicted model, not a curated record